Acanthosepion pharaonis is the source of this 1614-nucleotide messenger RNA. Lineage: Eukaryota; Metazoa; Mollusca; Cephalopoda; Sepiida; Sepiidae. The record is from the annotation of a GenBank genome assembly.
AUGUAUUUAUGUAUCUAUCUAUCUAUCUGUCUAUCUAUCUAUGACAAACUGUUCAUUAUCUAUCUAUCUAUCUAUCUAUCUAUCUAUCUAUCUAUCUAUCUAUCUAUCUAUCUAUUUCAUCUCAACCUUUCUUUCUUACAUCUCUCUUUCUUUCUUUCUUUCUUUCUUUUUUUCUUUCUUUCGUUCUCUGUUUUUGCUUACUUCUUUUUUCGUUGGUUUAUAUUCUCUUUCUUCAAGAAUCGACUAUUCGUGGUUUCUUUCUUUCUUUCUUUUUCUUCAAGAGUCGACCUUUCUUUCUCCUUUCGUUUCUUCAUUCUUUCUUUGAUUUAUCCUUCUUUCUUUUUUCCUUUCUUUGUUCGUCUGUUUAUUUUUUUUUCAAAAGCCGACCUUUGUUUCUUUCUUUAUAAGUUCUUUGUUUUUUCUUUCUUUCUUCGUUUGUUUAUUUUCUUUUUUUUUAUAGAGUCAACCUUUCUUUCUUUCAUCUCUCUUUCUUUCUUUCUCUUUUAUUGCUUAUUUCUUUAUUCGUUGCUUUCUUUCUUCUUGGUUUCUUUCUUUCUUUAUUUGUUCUCUUUUUCUUCAAAAGUCGACCUUUCUUUCUUCUUUCUUUCUUUCUUUCUUUCUUUCUUUAAUUCAUCCUUCUUUCUUUCUUCUUUCUUUUUUCCUUUCUUUGUUCGUCUGUUAAUUUUUUUUUCAAAAGCCGACCUUUGUUUAUUUCUUUAUUUGUUCUCUCUUUUUUCUUUCUUUUUUAGUUUGUUUAUUUUCUUUCCUUUAUUUUUUCUUCGUCUUUUUAUUUUUUCUUCGUCCUUUUAUUUUUUCUUUGUCUUUUUAUUUUUUUCUUCUUUCAUACUUCUUUCUUUCUUUCUUCCUUUCUUUCUUCGUCUGAUUAUUUUCCUUUUCUUCAAGAGUUGCCAUUCGUUUGUUUCUUCCUUUUAUCUUACCUUCUUCGUUUCAAACUUCAGUUGGCAUUUGGUUGUUUUUUUUCUUUCUAUCUCUUUCUGUCCAUGUCAUGUUUUUAAAUUUUAUACAACCUUGAUUCUUCGUGACUUUUUAUUUAUUUCUUCUUUCUUUCUUUCUUUCUUUCUUUCUUUCUUUCUUCAAUCGUUUAUUGUGCAUUGUAUUAUUCUGUUUUCUUCAAAACCUUUCUUUUAUUUCAUUUUUUCUUUCUCUCUUUCUUUUUUCCUCUGUUUAUUUUGUUCUUCUUCAAUAGUCAACCUUUCUUUCUUUCUUUCUUUCUUUCUUUCUUUCUUUCUUUCUUUCUUUCGUCGUCUGCUUAUUUUGUUUUUCUUCAGGAGCCAACCUUUCUUUCUUUUUUCUUUCUUUUUUUCUUUCUUCUUCCUCACCGUCUUUCUUCGUCUGUCUAUUUUCUUUUUCUUCAAUAGCCGACCUUUAUUCCUUUCUUUAUUAGUUCUUUCUUUCCUUUCUUUCUUUAUCUCUUUUGCAUAUCUCUACAAAACUUGGUCGUUCUUCCUUUUUUUUUUCUUUCUUUCUUCGUUUAGUCGACCUUUCUUUCUUUUUUAUUUCUUUGUUCAUUACGCAAUACAUUUUCUUUCUUCUACGACUGUCUUUCGAUCGUUCUUUUUUCUUUCUUUCUUUGUCUUCCAAUUUCUCCAAUAA